CGGUAACUGGGCCAUGAAAAAAUGCCACAAAGAAGUGGAGAGACGAGCAGUUGUCACUCGGCGGAUACGUGUGUGUUUUAAAACUUGGCAGGCCAUAAACUUGAAGAACCCGUUUUAUUUUCCAUAUAAAUGUGUUAUUUGUGAUAGAUAUGACGGAAAUGUUUUCAACUCUCUUUGGGCAAAAUGAAGCUCAGGGACCGCCGGGCUCGUCGUCGCUUGGUUUCGGACCGGGAAAACCUCCGCCUCCUCUGCCGCAAAACCAAGUCCCCAUGGCGGGCCAGAUGCCACCGCAGCUCGGGGAUGAAGGGCCUGCUUUACGGAAGCCCGGAGCCAUGAAUGAACCUUUCUAUUUACUACGGGAACUGCCAGUUGGCAAUGAACUAACAGGCAACACCAACCUCAUCACUCACUACAACCUGGAACACGCCUACAACAAAUUCUGUGGCAAGAAGGUGAAGGAGAAGCUCAGUAACUUCCUGCCAGAGUUACCAGGCAUGAUUGACUGUCCUGGCACUCAGGAUGGCAGCUCGUUGCGCUCACUGAUUGAUAAGCCUCCAGUGUGCGGGAACUCCUUCAGCCCUCUGACUGGUGCUCUGCUCACAGGCUUCAGACUGCACACAGGACCGCUCCCAGAACAGUACAGACUGAUGCACAUCCAGCCUCCAAAGAAGAAGAGCAAACACAAGCACAAACACCAUCGACCGCAGGACCCCUUACCACAAGAAACUCCGUCAGACUCUGACCCCAAGAAGAAGAAGAAAAAGAGAGAUGACGAUCCUGAUCGCAAGAAGAAAAAGAAAGACAAGAAAAAGAAGAAGAACCGCCACAGUCCCGACCACCCCGGCCUCGCUGGCUCACAGCCCAACAGCAACAGCCUCAGAUAGACAGGAACCCAGUGUGUGCAUGCCUGUGCGUGAAUGUGUGUAUGCGUGUGUAUUUUACAGGAGCGGAUGCAUCAGAAGCAAUGCGAGUGUGUGUUUUACAAAGAAUUGUAUUAUAGAGCAUAUGCCUUUUGGUUUGGAUGCCAUCAUGACGAGAGACGGAGUGAGUCAGAUUAUAAGAAGAGGUGUUUGGUGCGUGGAUGUGGGAACAAAUGUUACAGAACAGUGUACAAGGCACGGUGCCACUGAUGUGCAAUGUGAUGUUAUGAAUGAAUGAGUCGGUGUGUCUGUUUCCAUUUUGUUGUAAUAUCUUUUGACCACAUGCCCAAAUUCCAAUAAACUUUGGUUAUUAUCCUUA
Myripristis murdjan (pinecone soldierfish) is the source of this 1239-nucleotide messenger RNA. RefSeq names its product mediator complex subunit 19a (gene med19a). NCBI's taxonomy places the organism in Eukaryota, Metazoa, Chordata, Actinopteri, Holocentriformes, Holocentridae. The record is from RefSeq and is a predicted model, not a curated record. Gene Ontology annotation, biological process: positive regulation of transcription by RNA polymerase II. Gene Ontology annotation, molecular function: transcription coregulator activity; transcription factor binding. Gene Ontology annotation, cellular component: mediator complex. The transcript is spliced from 6 exons. The coding region runs from base 150 to 884 and encodes 244 amino acids.